AUGCUUCGCCUCAAGUCCUUAUUCGUCACGGAAACCACCACGCAGAGGCUCCUAGGUGUUAUCACUAAGGAGUGCUUCGAUGCUACCCCUGCUGAUCUCAUACAGUGGAGUGAAGGCAGUGUCCAUGGUGGAGGCUAUAGACGGUUCACGCCGGGCUCCUUCUCGCAAUUCUGGGCAGAAGAUUGGCAUUCAGCGACCUGCGAUGGAGGGGGUAAACCUGCUGCACCGAGCGGAACCGACCACCCACAAUGCUUGGCCGCUCCGGGGGAUAUCGAAAUGCCGCAAAUCGCUGACAGCCUGUCGGACAUCAAACCUCCACCAGAUCUCAACUAUUCUAACGAAGAGACUACCAAUCAUGGUGAUCACACUAGAGGGCCCUCGUCACCAUCAACUCCCCCUGACUAUGAUGAUGAUGAUGAGGAAGUUGUCCCGAUCGACCCUAGCCCUUCAACUACCGCUAGUGGCAUCGGUCUAUCUCCUACAACUACCCAGGUCCGAUCGGGCCGGCAGCUACUACGCCUGGCUCGCUCGCUCUCCCGGGAGUCGGAUUCCUCACCGUUACGAUGGCUAGAGGUCAGCGACGCUACUCUGGACCUCGUCACUCACCGGACGGGAAUCCGACUGGUGGAGGCCCUUGAGGUUGGGCGUUUGAUGGUCCAGUCCAACGUGGCAGACAGCAGUCUGAAGUCAGCUCUAUCCAAAUGGGUGGCCGAGAGUCGUGACGAGGAUGCCGUUGGUACGGGGACGCUACUGGAGGAAGGACGGCUUGCGAUAGAGGCUCUGGGAACUGACGAUCCUGCAUGCACUGAGGCUUGCCGGAGAAUUUUGUGGCGCGCGAAAAAUAUGAAUCCUGACGACUUGCUUGGUCUCUUCUAA
Messenger RNA from Perkinsus marinus ATCC 50983, 876 nucleotides. RefSeq lists its product as hypothetical. Bases 1 to 876 code for a protein of 291 amino acids. The transcript has 8 exons. NCBI's taxonomy places the organism in Eukaryota, Perkinsozoa, Perkinsida, Perkinsidae. The record is from RefSeq and is a predicted model, not a curated record.